Messenger RNA from Ruditapes philippinarum (Manila clam), 5164 nucleotides. RefSeq names its product protein ABHD8-like. Gene Ontology annotation, molecular function: catalytic activity. Bases 100 to 1608 code for a protein of 502 amino acids. The transcript has 6 exons. NCBI's taxonomy places the organism in Eukaryota, Metazoa, Mollusca, Bivalvia, Venerida, Veneridae. The record is from RefSeq and is a predicted model, not a curated record.
CUUUUCCGAUACUCUUCUUGAAGGAGAAAUUAGCAAUGGAAUGGAAUGAAUGAAAACAUUGAUUUUAAUGAAAGAUAAGCUGUGAGAAAGGGGCUCUUUAUGAGGAUGGCAAAUGGAGGGAGGCAAUCCAGGAAUUCUCGGCGCAUUGCUCCAGAACCAGAUUCCUACAGUAGUGUUAUCGAAAUAAGACCAAAUAGGCAUUUAAGAAUUAAGCGAUUAAAUCCAAAGGAAAGAGAUGAAAAGUUUGAAAAGGAAAUGCAAGCAUACCUUCAGUAUAGGGAAAUUGGGGCCUUAAGUUCUGGUGUUGCUUUGCCACCACAUCUGCUAAGCAGAAGACAAGCCAAAAAUGAAGGUCAGUCAAAAUUGGCCAAGUCUGAGACACAUGCUCAUGUAGCCCCACAUGAAGUCAAUGAAAGAGAGAGGUCUGAUCAUUUGAAUACGUCACAUGGAAAAAUUCAGUUACAUUCUCCUUCGCGAAAUUCUCUGUUAUCACAAGAAGCACAGUCUAUUUCAGGGGUCCAUGUUGCAGUUCAAAGACCAUCAUCUGAAGUGCUUCCCCUUGGUCAGUUAGGGGAGAGUAGUCUCGAAUUAGAUGAAGACAGUCAGAUACAUUCUCCUCAAAAAAGUGCUAAAUCUCCUCGUAAAACAAAAGAUCAUAGACCUGUUAGUGCUAGAAGUUUUAAAAAAGGAGCAAGGUCUCUAACAGGGCCUGAUGUUACUGACACAUUAUCAAAUCUCCCUGAUAUGGAUCAUACAUCAGUUACACAUCUUGACUCUUCUUUCAAAGAUGUAACUUUGUUUUUUAUACAUGGUGUAGGAGGUUCAGCUGAUAUUUGGAAUGCUCAGUUAACUUUCUUCGCCAGCCUAGGAGUAGAAGUUAUAGCUCCAGAUUUGAUAGGUCAUGGAUUAAGCUGUAGUCCAGACAUAGCAAGAGCAUACCAUUUCAAUGAGAUUCUUAAUGAUGUAGAACAUAUAUUUGACAAGUACUGUAAACGACAAAAUGUAGUUAUUGGACAUUCAUAUGGAUGUGCUUUUGCCGCAGCUCUAGGUAGACGGAGGGCACGAAGGGUAUCAAAGCUGGUGUUGAUUAGUGGAGGAGCCCCUAUACCCCUCGCUCCUCAACCUGGUGUGUUCUCCCUACCAUCUUGUAUGUUGUCCUGUCUUAAACCAUGUAUCUUCUCCAAGUUUGAGAGAAAUGCAUUCCACAAUACUAAAUUGAGUGGGUUAUCUAGGGAGCAGGCUUUUGACUUGCCAGUUUAUGUCCUAAGUCACAUGAUGAAGGGACAGGAUUGGUUAGACGGUGAUGAGCUUUACCAUCAGUGGUUGACGGCACCAACUCUACUGUUACACGGGAAAUAUGACAAGUUUGUUUCUGUCCAGGAAGAGCAAGAGAUGGAACAGGCAAUAUAUUACUCCACAUUGGUUCUUGUUGACAAUGCGAGUCACAUGGUCAUGAUGGAAGCUCCUAAAAAAGUCAAUCAAGUCAUGUACGAGUUUAUUUUCCAAGAAAAUUAUGAGCCACUAGAAACUGACAGACCUAAAACAAGACUAUCAAGUGCCAAAUCUUCCAGAUCAAUACGACACCGCAUAUCUAAACAAUUAGCUUAAACAGACUUGUGUAUCAGUGCUCCCUGUAGGCACCAGUGAUAACUACAGCAGGAAGAAUUGCUAGGUUUUAUAAUCAAACCAUGAUAACUAAAAUGCUUGAAUCCAUCACAUGCUGAAUAUCUGAAAUAGAUUUGUCCAGAUCUCUUUUUUUUUUAACUUUCCAUUAUCAGUUUUUGGGAUGCCAAGAUGAAAUAUUAAAGUCGGUCAGCCAACAGUAUAGAAUCUUGUCAGACUGUAUAGAAGUGCAAGCUUGCCAGGUUCUAUACUGACGACAAAGGGAAGUCAUUUUUAGUCCCAGCAAGUUAAGGAAUAAAGCAAGUCAUUAUUGUUGGCUUUUUAAAAAUCUCCACUGAUAUCUUUAUAUAUAACAGAGAGCACUGAUUUAUGUAUAUCCGGGUAUAAAAGAGGACAAUCAGCUAUAAAGUUUUGGCUUUCUUCUUGCUAGUUUUGCUACUUUAAGCUAUCUCGCUACUUUAAGCUACUGGAUUUCAGUGUCCAAACAAAUCAUUACACAAUCUUAAACCAGUGAAAGGGUUGGCAGCAAGAUAAAGUCAGACAUAAAUAUGUUAUAUCAAUAUCAUAACUUUUUGAUUAUUUUCAGUACAUAUUUUGAAACUUAAAUUCCCUAAAAAUAUUGCAUGGUUUAGUCCAGAUUGAAAGAUGGAAAAGUCCAUUUAAGAGGGAUAAGGGUUAAAAAUAGUCUAGGAAAGUGUUAUACAAGGUUUAUAACAUUUCUCAGACUUAACUUACAAUCUACAGGAAUUUUUUGUCAUUUAAUGUUGGAUUCUUUUAUUUUCAUGAUAUUAUAAAAGCAGCAAAUGUCAAAAUAACAUCAGAAUCAUUAUUUGACAGUCCAUGUUUUUUUUGUAUCAAAAGUGUGUAAUGUUAAGAAAUAUAUAAUGUUUUUACAUGUAUAUCAUGAAGUAAUUUUUCAUGACAGCCAAAUACCAAAACCAAUGGGAAAAAUCCACUUUUUGACAAAUCUAUUCAACAAAAGCCAAUUAGAAUAUUUGAUUUGUAAAACACACAAUAAAGUACUUUGCUAAUUCAUCGUGUAAACAACAAUGCUGUGUAUUGUCUAAAUAUCUGUGUGCUAUUUUAUGUUCAUAAUUCUCACUGGAUACUAGUAUAUUCUACCAACCUACUCCUUCAUUGUCUUUCAAGCCAUGACAUUCAUAUUAAACACUUAUUUUUUUUAUGUUUUACACAUCUGUGUACAUGUAUAUAUCCUCAUACUAAAAUCUAAACAAUGUUAAUGCCUUUCCUCCCACACACAAACCCCUCCCCCCCACACCCACACCCACAAAACACACCCCACACACUUGUAUAUAUUACCUUAUUAAGUUAUUAUAUAUAAAAAGAGAUGUGAUAUGUCAGUAUAAAGUAAUAUAGGGUGUCAGUUGUAAUUGGUAAGUUUAAUAUUUUUAUACAACCUCGGAAAUGUUUCAAUCAUAUUAUUUCCAGAUCUCUUUGUUCAUAUGUUAAGAAUUUUUAGCACAAAAUGUCUGCGGUGUUAAACCCACAUGAUUUGAUUAUGAAAGACAAGAGGGAAAUGUUCCUUCAACAAAGUAUUGCUUUAUUUCUAGUUUUAGUGAUGAAUUUGCACUUGCAACACUUGUCUGAUCAUAAAAUUACAAAUAUUAUUCUUUCAAUUUAAGGUACUACUUAAAAUAUACAACCAGACAAUCAAACAUUAUCAGACUGCCCAAUAUAUAUUUAUACCCUUUCAUGUCCUGUUGUAGAUAAUUGAGCCACGCCAUGACAAAACCAACAUAAUGCGUUUGUGACCAGCAUGGAUCCAGACCAGCCUGCGAAUCUGCGCAGUCUGAUCAGGAUCCAUGCUGUUCGCUUACAAACCCUAUUACAAGUAGAGAAACUGAUAGCGAACAGCAUGGAUCCUGAUCAGACUGCGCGGAUGCGCAGACUGGUCUGGAUCCAUGCUGGUCGCAAAAACGCAUUAUGUUGGUUUUGUCAUGGCGUGGCUCAAUUAUAUUUUAUACUUUAUACAUUCCAUCUCUGUUUAGGCUUUUUGUCUGUGAUAUUUUUACAUAUCUACACAUUACUUGUGUAUACACGUGGCAAUUAAUAUUUUUUUAUAAAGAUUAUAUUUUAUUUAUAAAAGAUCUUAUACUUUGAGCAACAUGUCAGUCAUUUUGGCCAUAUAUAUUAUAUUAUGGUUCUGAAUUCCAAAUAAAGGGUAGUUAGGAACCUUAGGCACUAAUUGAGAUAUCUUGAAUGUGUUACACAGUGAUGAGCAACUUUAAACUGUACUUGUAUAAUUUAUUCUUGUACGAUUUAUUUUUUGUAUGAUUUUAUAUCUCACACCAUUAAAGACUAUUUACUUGUAUACGGGUCACAAAUAUAAGAUAUAACAUCAGUUGUCAUUUCUGAUAGGACAGAAAUUAAAUAAUUCCUGGACAGGUUUUUAAGCGAGUCAGUGGCAAGUUAUUGUGAAAAACAUAAUCUUUGUCACUCCCAGGCUAUUUUAAAAUUAAGUACAUGUAAUAUAAAAAAGAGUAAUUAUAUACCGAUAUAUUAUAUUGAAAACAAGAAAUAUCAUAAGAUAAAAUAUACAGAAAGGAUCACAGAGUUUUAUGUGUCAUGAAACUAUAUUUGACAGUACAGGAAGUGUAUUUUUCAAUUGAAAGGCCGAUAGACUUUCUUUUUUUGCAAAGUCAAAAAUGUGUAUGUUCUUGUGUAUAACGAAACUGUUUAAUUUAUUGUUUACUGGAAAUCCUCUUAAUAAUAAAUAAUUUGCUAGAUUCAUAAGACCAUCAAAAAUACACUUAUGAGAUACACUAAUUAUGUUAUAUUUUUUACAAAGAAAAAAAUAGCAACUGUCUAAGGCAAUAGUAAUGAUCAUUUAAACAUUUUUUGGGCUUUUUCCAUAGAAAUGGCAUAGUAGAGCAUAUUAUUUUAGCCUUGUACGAGUUGUUUAACAUGUUGUGUGCAUAACCUUCUCAGAUAACAGCAUAUAUCAUGCUAUGUUGUAUCAACUUCAUUGUAUCUAAUGAAAUAUCUUUAUGACAAGUUUGUUUAUGAUAUCCUUUAUAAGAGAUAUAAUAAACAAUCAUUUUCUCUAUCAAAACAAUGGCCAAGAUUCACAUAUAUUAAAUGAGCUCUUCCAUGAAGCAGUAAGUCAUUCUGUCAUCCUUAUUAUUCAGUGUUAUGUCCAGUAAUGUUAAAAUAUUACCCGACUCUCUUUUUUAAACAUUCUAAAUUGUGUGAAGCUAUUUUACAUCUUAAACUAUUUAGUUUUCACAGGGUAACAUAGCAAAGUGUUAAUUAGCAGCUGAUUACUGGUAUCAUAUAAAGAUUUUAUUUGUUUGUUAUUAUUUUUUAUAUAUGAAAUAAAAAGAGCUGUUUUCAUGGUAACGUGGAUAAGAUGUCUUUACUAGUCUUUUAAGAAUAUAAAUGUGCUUUUAUUAAGUUAUAGUUACACUGUCACUAGUUAAGACAUGUUUUAUUUAGUCUGUGUGCACUUUUUUUUGUAUAUUUAUUCUUUGUUACUUAGUUUAUUUUUGACUACUUCACAGAAAACAAAAUAUGGAAGCUA